Puccinia graminis f. sp. tritici CRL 75-36-700-3 is the source of this 1779-nucleotide messenger RNA. RefSeq lists its product as uncharacterized. Gene Ontology annotation, biological process: proteolysis. Gene Ontology annotation, molecular function: aspartic-type endopeptidase activity. The record is from RefSeq and is a predicted model, not a curated record. NCBI's taxonomy places the organism in Eukaryota, Fungi, Basidiomycota, Pucciniomycetes, Pucciniales, Pucciniaceae. The coding region runs from base 1 to 1761 and encodes 586 amino acids. The transcript has 7 exons.
AUGAAGACCCUUAUAUUUUUUUUGCUGGCCUCUCAUGCAACAACAAUUGCUCAAGUGGCCAUACAACUGCUUCCCAAGGCCAGUCCUCCGGGUCCCAUCAAAAGAUAUCAGCCGCGCUCGCGAAGCAUUGAGAAUGUGGUGGAUUGGUCUCAACUGAGGAGUACCGCCAGACGAGCUACCGAAAGAUACGGCCGGAACGACCCACAAACGCUGCUCGCGAAGCCCGCCGAUUCCCGGCGAUGGAUAGCGACGACCAGUCUGCCCGACACCCUGAGAAGAGUCGCCGAUAGCCCUGACCACGAAACCCAGAAGAAUCUGAAGAAUGGACGCCUGCCUGCGAACUUGGUCAGCAGUAAGUUCCGCACGGCCAGCACUCACAUCGAGCAAUUCCCGACAAGCGAUGUGAUCGGAAAGGACCCAGGCGACCUCUCCAAGGGAGCCGCGUUCGCUAAGCUGGGGAUGCUCAAAGGAUCCCGAUAUAUCCGCCUCCGGGUAGCUUCUUCGUCCUCCAAACUUCACUCACGAACGCGUCUAGCCCAGGCCAAGAAUUCGACAGCUCCUCAUGAAGAUCCCCAUGUUGCACCAACAUCGAAACAUUCACGUCAUUUCAAAUCUCAUCAGAAACUUGCCUCGAAGAUCCGCACCGCUUCAGCGCAGCGUUCGGCAUACCCUUCAUCCGAGCUCAGUGGUACUAUCCUUCGUGACAGCGUGUCGGGCGCAGGUGAUAUCGAGUUUUAUGGUCAGAUAGAAGUGGGUACACCCCCACAGGCGUUCAUGAUCGACUUUGAUACGGGCUCCUCAGAUAUGUGGAUUAAAGACAAGACGUGCAAGAAGAAUUGCGGGCGCGACUCUACACACAAGCAUGCAUUUUACGACUCCGAGAAGUCCUCAACCUCGAAGGAUUUGGCCUCGCCGUUCCAAAUAUCGUAUGGGGUGGGCGGAGUGAGUGGGGCGUUGUUCGAGGAUACGGUGUCUGUUUCCGGCUACAAUGUCUUCCAACAAGCGUUCGGCGUCUGUGAUGUGCUCUCGGAGGAUUGGCCUAAUGAUCCGGCCGACGGUGUCCUCGGCUUAGCUUUUGAGUCGAUCGCUACUAGCCAUAAGAAACCUUGGUUUUACAACGCUAUUUCACAAAACCAAAAGCUCAACAACACUCUUGAAUCGGAGAUGUUUUCUUUUGCUAUGGGAAGAUAUGCCACCCAAUCUCACCACAAGUCGGAGCUAUUCUUAGGGGGCCAAAACGCGGAGAAAUACCAUGGCGAUUUCCAAUGGAUCCCAUUAACGUCGAAGACCUACUGGCAAGUCGAGCUCGUGAAUGUGUAUUGCAACAACGGCGAGGACGAGAAGUACCGGGUGGAGAUACCCAGUACGGCGGCGAUCAUCGAUAGUGGGACGACAUACAUCGCUGCUCCCGCCGAGCAAGCCCGGAUCUUUUGGGAGAAUAUCCCUAACUCGCAGACCAAAUCGGGCGACGGAUUCUACACUUUCCCGUGCUCUCAGAGCGUCAAGAUGGUCUUCGAUUUCGGGAAUGGCAUCGAACUCGGCGUCAAUGAAUUGGACUUGAACCUGGGCAAAGUUUCCCCCGGAAGUGAUCGCUGUGUGGGCGCGGUUUUCGGAAGUCAGACGGGUGGUAACUGGAUCCUAGGAAUCUCCUUCAUGAAAAGCUACUACACCACCUUCGAUUUUGGCUCCUCUCGUCUUGGGUUCGCAAACCGUCUUACCACUGAUCGCUGUCGUACCAUUUUAUCGAUACUUCAACCAUAAUACUUUCUAUUUUUUUUU